AUGUCCGGGUCAUGCAGAGCUAGGGUUGCUCCUCCCCUGGCACCGCACAACAGGUACACACCCCUGGUGGUGCAAGAGGAGACUCUGACAGAGACACCAGAGGAGGAGCCUGAGAGGUCUGCUGGCUCCCUGGGGCCUGCAUCCGAGAGGAUCCUCAGGCUCGUCCAUCCCUCUGACUAUUACCCCAUGUUCCUUGUCUGCGUGGGCGUGGACGAUGCGGCCAGGGGCCACGGAGCCAGGAGGGACGGCUGUGUGGAAGUCAACAGACGCCUCCAACAGUGGUGUGACCACGAGGGGUCUGCUUUCUUUGACCCCUGUGACCGGAUUCAUCAAUGGAGGCACCACACAAUACAGUACAGCUGCCAGGAGAUCCAGAAGGGCCGGGGAGACGGAGAUGGGCUUUCUGUGGGCAAUGCCAGCAGUGGAAAUAAAAGGGGAGACCACAGUAAGAAAAACAAGACCAAAGAAAUGGCCAAUGCAGGUACAAAUAUAAUGAAAUGGUUUAUGGAUGAGGUAACAGAUAUCCUCUAUCCAGCAAUAAUGGAAUAUGAAGAGAGAAAAAUAACCGAGAGAGAUAUGAGAGACAAGGAGGCCAGUGCCAAAAAGUGUGUCUGCACAGGCAGAAAGAUAACACCCGGCAGCUCACCAGGAUGUGGGAAGAAAUGGAGUAGAGGAAAAUUAACCUCACUUUUUUCUCAACACUCACCUGGCUUGUCUCCAGGUAUUGGCAGAGAGGUUUGGGAAGACAAUCUUCCUGAGCCUGAACCGGCAGCAGUACCUCCUCAUCCAGCUAAUCAUCUCUCCCAUUUGUGCAGGGGGAGUGUGUGCAGGGCUGCUCAGCUUGAGCAUCCCAGGCAGACUUUCCAAGCUGAGCGAUUUCCCCAUGGCCAAAGGUACUUUCAGUACAACCUGACACAAAAAGAUGGCCAAUUAGAAACCCAUCUCAUUAGGGAAGAUAUUUCCUCUGAUGUCGCACAAGAUCACCCUAAAACAGGCAUGCUUAGAAAGUUAUUCUCACCGAUCAAUGCCCAGGAAUGAAUGCUCAGUUCUGGGGAACAG
This is a messenger RNA of Alligator sinensis (Chinese alligator), 1059 nucleotides long. RefSeq lists its product as uncharacterized. The transcript has 5 exons. NCBI's taxonomy places the organism in Eukaryota, Metazoa, Chordata, Crocodylia, Alligatoridae. The coding region runs from base 1 to 1038 and encodes 345 amino acids. The record is from RefSeq and is a predicted model, not a curated record.